Molecule: messenger RNA, 402 nt
Organism: Dissoconium aciculare CBS 342.82
Lineage: Eukaryota; Fungi; Ascomycota; Dothideomycetes; Mycosphaerellales; Dissoconiaceae
Exons: 1
Coding region: 1-402 (133 amino acids)
Source: RefSeq, a predicted model, not a curated record
AUGCGGCUGCUCAACAUCCAUAGCUUGAAGCUCGUUGAGUUCCGCGAGCAAAGUAGGCCUGCGUAUGCCAUCGCAUCUCACCGAUGGGACGAGCACGAGGCGACUUUUGCAGACGUCAGAGACACGCAAAACACAUUAACCACAGGGUACCGGAAAGUCAUAGACUUUGCUGAUUAUAUAAAGCUGAACAUCCCUGGCGUCGAGUGGCUAUGGAUCGACACAUGUUGUAUUAACAAGGACAGCGCGGCUGAAUUGUCGAAAGCUAUUAACUUGAUGUUCGAGUGGUACCAAAAAGCAGACAUCUGCCUCGCAUAUCUACGGGAUGUUGAGGAGUCUGACGAGCCUGAGAAUGAAGUGGGUCUUGAGCGAAGUGAAUGGUUUGAGAGAGGAUGGACGCUGUAA